AUGGCCAUGGCUUGGAUGCCCCGAAGGAAGCGCGCGGCGUUGGGAAUUGCGUUUGCCCUCGGUGGGGCUGCGCUGUUCACCGCGCCGCUGACCAGUGUCUCCGUGGGGUCGGGGCCGUCUCGAGGCCCGAGUGGUGCGUCGGUGAACAUGGGUGCCCUGGUGCUUUGUGCGAUCAUGUGUGCCUACUACAUCCUCUGUUGGCAUGAUGCGCGGGUGGCGCGAGCUCGUGAGGCGAAGGAAGUGGAGGACGCCUCGGCAGCUCCGGCGAAGAAGCCGCGCAUUGGGGCAUUGGACAGCCUGAGGUUCAUACUGAUUGCCUACAUCGCCUCCGGCCACUUCAUCCACACGGCAACGCACAACCCCUUCUUGCUGAGGUUCAUCUCGCAGAUCAAUGUAGUCGUGGGCGCGUUCUUCGUGAUCUCCGGCUAUGUGGCUGCCUACACGACCACGGAGCUCGGACAGCGAAAGGGCUCCAAGCGCUUGGACAAUGCUGUGGAGUUCGUCAUCACCCGAAUCAUGGGACACUGGCCAUUGCACCUCAUGGUGCUGCUGCUAUUCUCUCCCGUGUUUCUCUUCGUCGACCUCUCCUUUCACGGGGUGGCAACGGCGGCUUGGAAUGGGUUCAUCUCCAUCUUCAUGCUCCAGGCAUGGUUCCCCACCUCCGCGGAGGUAUGGAAUGCGCCCACUUGGUUCCUCUCGGCGCUGUCCUUCGCCCUCAUGGUGCUUCCCUACGGACUUCGCAUCCUCGCUGGGCAGAAGAAGGAAGAGCUCAGGAGAAGCCUCGUCAUCCUAACUCUGCUGAGCUUGGUGCCCAAGGUGGCCUACAGCAACGACCUCCAUGCCUGGGGCAUCAUGGAGGGCAUGCUGAAUGCCAAGACCCACCCCAACUACGCGCUCUUCAACAGCGUCCGCUUCAGCCCCCUGGGGGCGCUGUUCGAGGUCCUCAUGGGGGCCGUGGCCUGCCGCCUGGUCAUGUUGGACAAGCCGCAGGAACAAGUGAGGAAGUCGCCAAGCUCCUUGGCGCCAUUGCUCGCCAUGAUCGGAGUCCUCGGUCUCCGCGCCACGGGCGCGGUUGAGCUGAACGACAUGCUCACGCGCAGCGCCAUCUUCAUCCCCUUGUGGAUUGUGUUCCUGAUGCGCAUCCACCGUGAGUCAGCCGCCCCAGGAGGCUCCAAGCUCUUGCCGAACUUUUUCUGCAAGCAGCCGCUGGUUUUUCUGGGCGGAAUUUCCUUCCCCAUCUUCAUCGUGCACCAGCCCAUCGGCCAGAUCUUCUACAAGAAGGCUGUCGCUACCGCAAUCUUGGGCCACAGCCUCGCGAGUCCGCAGCCAAGUGGCCUGCACUGGUUCUUCGGCGUCUACUGGCUCAUCGUGCUUUUUGUUGCGUACUUGCUGCAGAAGCUCUUUCUGGAGAGCACGCGCGUGCAAAACGCGUCAAAGUCGACGGUGACCUUUCUCAUCAGCAAGCUUGGUGGCUGA
Messenger RNA from Symbiodinium natans, 1476 nucleotides. NCBI's taxonomy places the organism in Eukaryota, Dinophyceae, Suessiales, Symbiodiniaceae. The record is from the annotation of a GenBank genome assembly.